This is a messenger RNA of Auxenochlorella protothecoides, 384 nucleotides long. RefSeq lists its product as hypothetical. NCBI's taxonomy places the organism in Eukaryota, Viridiplantae, Chlorophyta, Trebouxiophyceae, Chlorellales, Chlorellaceae. Bases 1 to 384 code for a protein of 127 amino acids. The transcript is spliced from 4 exons. The record is from RefSeq and is a predicted model, not a curated record.
AUGACACGUGCCCGCCCGGCCUUCGUCACGGGCUGCCCCGCCCCCCGGCUUCGCUUUACCACUACUGCCUCCCUCAGCCCGCCUGCCGGACAUGAGCGGCAAGGCUCCCCCAGCACCAGUGGGGCCUCCCCCCUGCCCACGUGCCUUGCGGCGCCCACCACCGGCAUGGCGCGCGGCCUGGGCUCCUCCUCGGGCGGCGCGACGCUGGAGCGCUCCAAGCUGAGCCUGAAGCAGCGUUCGGCGCUGGGCGCCGCAGCGGCCAUGGGCGUGUUUGCCAACGCGCGGUACCAGGUGAUCGCGGGCGUGGACCGCUACCUCUUCGAUCAUGCCGCCUACCUGUGGAGCUACCUGGCUGCCUCGGGCGCCUUCCGCGCGCUGCGCUGA